Lutzomyia longipalpis is the source of this 1195-nucleotide messenger RNA. RefSeq names its product thioredoxin domain-containing protein. The coding region runs from base 59 to 994 and encodes 311 amino acids. The record is from RefSeq and is a predicted model, not a curated record. Lineage: Eukaryota; Metazoa; Arthropoda; Insecta; Diptera; Psychodidae. The transcript has 5 exons.
GAUCAACAUAACAAGAGAAAGUUUUAAUGGGAGUGCCGGCGUGUCCAAUUUCUUGAAAAUGAAGAUUAAAUUGGUGCUUCUUCUUUGUCUCCUGCCCGUGGUCCUUUCUGUGGAUCUGGAGCUGGUCAGUGAUGAGGACCUGGUCAAUCUCAUCAAAGAUCAAUCCUUCCUCAUAACAUUAUUCAGCAAGAAAGACUGUGAAGCAUGCGCAACGUACGAAAGACUGACAACAAUCCUCCAGGAGGAUUUCCAACAUUCCCUGGAUGCUGUGGUUGUGAAGGCUGUAAAUAGUCAAUUGACACGGUUGUAUAGUCCAGGAAAGGAGCCAGCGUUGGUCUUCUUCCGUCAUGGGGUACCUCUGCUGUACGAUGGGCCACUGAAUGAGGAUGCCAUCCUGCAGCAAUUCCAACAGAAUAAAGAUCCGUCCGUCAAGGAGCUCACCGAUGAGACCUUUGAACAUCUCACACAGGCAUCCAGUGGGGCAACAACUGGUGAUUGGUUCAUCAUGUUCUACUCCCCGGAAUGCGUGGAUUGUCAGCGUUUGAAUGCCGUGUGGGAGGCUGUGGGGGCGAACCUCAAGACACGUCUCAAUGUGGCGAGAAUCAAUAAAGGGAAUCUCGGAAGCGGCACUGCUCGUCGCUUCAACAUCCAACGAACUCCGGAAUUUAUCUUCAUCCGCCAAGGAAAGUACUACAAGUAUGAGAUUAAGAAGUACGAUGUGAAAUCCUUUGUCACCUUCGCGUCUGAAUGGUACAAGAAUGCCACACCACACAGUGUCCCUGUUCCACAGACUCCCUUCGACAACCUCGUGGAUUUGGGCGUAAAGAUUCUGCAGAAGAUUGUUUCAUUCGCCAAGAAGGCCAUUGAUGACUACCCAUACGUAGUGCUGUUCAUCUCCCUGGGCUUCGGCUUGACCUUCCUCACGGCCUUGCUGUCGCUGUACUUCCGCAAUAAAAAAUCCAAGGGGCAGCAGAAGAAGAAGAAAGCCAAAUGAGUAAUUUGUCUCCUGAUCUUCUUUACGGUGCUCUUCAUUUUGAAGAUGCUGCUACUUGAUGCACGUGGUGAUGCCUUACGUAUCCAUCCUCCAUCAUAAAGGGGGACCAGGAGGUGAUUUUUUUUUGAUUUCUUCUCUAAAGUUCUCAUUCUCAAUUUGAUACUUAAUUUUUGAGAAAUAAAAUGACGGCUUUUAUAAAAA